This is a messenger RNA of Penicillium bovifimosum, 651 nucleotides long. RefSeq names its product VanZ family protein. The transcript has 2 exons. The coding region runs from base 1 to 651 and encodes 216 amino acids. The record is from RefSeq and is a predicted model, not a curated record. Lineage: Eukaryota; Fungi; Ascomycota; Eurotiomycetes; Eurotiales; Aspergillaceae.
AUGCGCAUCCGAUACCCUUUCGCAGGUGCCUUCGUCGUGCUGCUCUUCUUAGCCGGGUACAUCGGUCUUCUCCCACACAGCGCAUCUUCAUCAAUACCGAGCCAGCUUCAGCCAAAUGACAAAUUCCUCCACCUCGUUAUCUUCUUCCUGCUCACAGUUCCCUUUUAUUGGAUCUUGGACACCACGCGUCGUCGCACGUUACACGUGACCCUUUUAGUCUGCACAUUAGGGCUGGGUGUUGGCUCGGAGGUCGUGCAGGGCUCCCUUCCAAAUGGUCGUGACUUCGACCUAUACGAUAUCCUUGCCAAUGUUGUCGGCAGUCUAAGUGCCGUCGGUCUUUGCGGCUGGUAUCACCGGCGCAUGAUGGAACGUCGCCGGCAAAGUCGGUAUGGCUUAAUGGAGGAAGGCACGGAGGAUGUCGAGCUUGGCGGUGUCGCCGGUAGCUCCCGUCGUGACUCGCAGGUGAUGGGCCCGCAGGAAUCCGGUGUGAUGACUCUCGAGCACGAGGUCGACAAUUGGGAUGAAAACGCAGUGGACAAUUGGGAUACGGAAGAAACACCGACUCCCGAGCGAGAAACUGCUCCUCCUACGUACCAUGAGGCUGGUGGUCAGCCUGCUGCAAUUCCUGCUGCGGCUAAGCGCAAGGAUUGA